GCCCCCCACCUCCGUGGUUCAAAGCCCACGGUGAAGUAGGCUCCAAAGAAAAGUGACAUAGCCUCGGCUAGAUCAAGCACGUGGAGUAAAGAGUAUGAUUCGGUAUUUUCACAUGCACAAGUGAUUUAAAUUUUUUUUUUAAAAAUGCUUUAUCUGCCUUCCCAUCCCAAUGAAAACUAGUUCGAAAAUUCGAACAUAUGUGUUAUGGACAGGAAAUGUACAUUUAUGGACCUUGCUACCUUGUUGACAACCUUACAGAUUACUAUGAGGUUUGAGAAGGGCGCUCCACGGCGUUUGCUCGUUCAUAGACAUGUGCACCGCGGCUCGGGUUAAUAGAACGCCCUCAUUUUCAUAAGCUUCACUUAUUGUUGUUAUCGUUCCACGCAUUUUUUUUUAUUUUUUCGUUCCACGCAUAUUGACCAAUCGCAAUGGAGCGGUCUGGUCCUUCAAAGGACCGGAUGAGGUCGUGGGAAUGCACGAACAUAAAAACAAUAACAUGUGAAUACUUUAACUAGAAUUAAUCGAAUUUCCUUAUUGUACAAUUCACAAAACGAAUGAUUGACAGCAAUGAUAGAUGCAUAGAUACGUAUUUGUGAAUGUUAUUUUUUGUUUACAUUAUUUUACGUCAGGCUUAUAUAUGGUUGAUGACUUGGUUUAUCUCAUUCUGUGUUAAUCGUAGCUAGUUUUAAACAGUUGAGGCUCGGGAGUCGAUCUACCGCAACAGGGGGAUACUCUGUCUGCUUCAGCCGAAAUAUGGUUCGCAUGAUGGGGCUGCUUUCAGUGAGUGUUGUGCCCCUGCGGAACGGGGUGCAGGCUUGGGGCAGAGGCUGCACCACCAUCCCUGCAGCUUUUCGCUACAGUAACGUUAGCGCAUUAUCGAAGUGUUCCACAUUAAAAAGAAUCAAUCCCAUGGGAUUAAAUCAAUGCAUUUACACAUUGGCUCGAUUGCUCAGUUCCAGUCCCCCACGAGGAUUUGAGAAGUUCUUCCCAAAGAGUGAGGACACUCCUGUAGUGAACAAAUCAUCUGAAGAGACCGGAGAUGAGAAGACCAAAGAGCCAGAAUCUCAGGGCGGAGGAGAAGGGGGACCAAAUGCAGGUGGCGAGAGAGAGAGGAGGAGAGGCGGAAGGAAGGAUGAAUCAGACUGGUGGACACGCUUCCAGAAUGAUUUCCCCUGGGAUGAGAAGACCACGCGCAAUGUCGUGAUCGGAUUUGCCGGCAUGGCCUCUGCGUUCCUGUAUUUCUACUUCCGAGAGACUGGGAAGGAAGUCUCCUGGAAGGACUUUGUAAAUAACUACCUGGCUAGAGGACUGGUGGACCGUCUGGAGGUAGUCAACAAACAGUAUGUCAGAGUCAUCCCAGUGCAUGGAGUCAAUACGUCAGAGGUGAGCUACCUGUGGUUCAACAUCGGCAGCGUGGAGACGUUUGAACGCAACCUGGAGCUGGCCCAGCAGGAGAUGGGCCUGGACUCUACACACAGAGUACCUGUGAUCUAUGGAAGCAAGAGCGACGGUACUUUCCUGAUGAGCAUUCUUCCAACCCUGUUGCUGGUUGGCUCCCUGCUCUUCACCAUGCGCCAGGGACCAAUGGCAGGAGGCCGUGGCGGGGGGCGGGGCAACCCCUUCAGCAUGGGCGAAUCCAAGGCCAAGAUCAUGAAGGACAACAUUGACGUGAGAUUUAAAGAUGUGGCGGGCUGCGAAGAGGCCAAGCUGGAGAUCCUAGAGUUUGUCAACUUCCUGAAGAACCCCCGGCAGUACCAGGACCUGGGAGCCAAGAUCCCCAAGGGUGCAGUGUUGUCGGGUCCCCCCGGCACAGGGAAGACCCUGCUAGCCAAGGCCACAGCCGGAGAGGCCAAUGUCCCCUUCAUCACCGUCAACGGCUCUGAGUUCCAGGAGAUGUUUGUUGGCGUGGGUCCAGCCAGGGUGAGGGAUAUGUUUGCCAUGGCCCGUAAGAACGCUCCCUGCAUCCUGUUCAUCGAUGAGAUAGAUGCUGUGGGCAGGAAGAGAGGCAGAGGGAACUUUGGGGGACAGAGUGAGCAGGAGAACACACUCAACCAGCUGCUAGUGGAGAUGGAUGGGUUCAACACCAGCACUAACGUGGUCGUCUUGGCUGGAACCAACCGACCAGACAUCCUGGACCCAGCACUGAUGAGACCUGGGCGCUUCGACAGACAGAUUUACAUAGGUCCACCAGACAUAAAGGGCAGAGCGUCCAUCUUUAAGGUCCAUCUGAGGCCUCUGAAGCUGGACUCCAGUAUAGACUCUGAAGCUUUGGCCAGGAAACUAGCUGCCCUCACACCUGGCUUCACUGGAGCUGAUAUUGCCAACGUGUGUAAUGAGGCGGCCCUGAUAGCAGCACGCUACCUUAACGAGUCUAUCAUCGUCAAGCACUUUGAGCAGGCCAUCGAGAGGGUCAUCGGAGGUCUGGAGAAGAAGACCCAGGUACUACAGGCAGUAGAGAAGACCACUGUAGCAUACCACGAGGCUGGCCAUGCUGUGGUGGGCUGGUACCUGGAACACGCUGACCCUCUGCUCAAGGUGUCAAUCAUCCCCCGGGGGAAGGGUUUGGGGUAUGCUCAGUACCUCCCUAAGGAGCAGCACCUGUUCACGCGGGAGCAGCUGUUUGACAGGAUGUGUAUGAUGCUGGGGGGACGCGUGGCAGAGCAGGUCUUUUUUGGGAAGAUCACCACAGGGGCACAGGAUGACCUCAGGAAGGUCACGCAGUCUGCGUACGCACAGGUGGUUCAGUUUGGGAUGAGUGAGGUGGUGGGCCAGGUGUCUUUUGAGCUCCCCAGGCAGGGAGAGAUGGUGAUGGAGAAGCCUUACAGCGAGCCCACGGCCCAGCUCAUAGACCAGGAGGUCCGCUCACUCAUAGACGCUGCUUUCCAACGCACACACCAGCUCAUCACUGAGAAGAGAGAUGUGGUGGAGAAGGUAGGGAGGCGUCUCCUGGAGAAGGAGGUACUGGACAAGGCUGAUAUUCUGGAGCUGCUGGGUCCUCGCCCCUACGAGGAGAAGUCUACGUAUGAGGAGUUUGUGGAGGGGACGGGGGCCAUGGAGGAGGACACCUCCUUUCCCGAGGGCCUCAGGAACUGGAACAAGGACCAGGGGAUGGAAGAGUCCCCCCAGGAGCAGCAACGCAAACAGGCUCUUUACCUGUAGACUGACACCACGUCUGACCUGGCCCCCACCCAACUAGGCCACUGGAGGGACAUGUUGAGACUUCAUAUGGUGAGGGGAGGGCACUUGACAUGACCCAGACAGACUGAUAUCAGGAGAGGGUGUCAGGUUUAAGAAGGCACCCCUGCACCGUGUCCCUGAUGGCUACAGAUUGAGGAUUGUGGGGUGCAGCAGGGAAUCUGCUCCAACGGCAGAUUGGAGCAGAUUCUCAUGUAGACUUUUUUUAUUCAAAUGGGAAUGCAAAAAGGUGUUCCUGUAUUUUGGUUUUGCAGGGCAUGAGAUUCAUCAAUCUGUGAAGGAUAUCCACUCCACCGUGCCAUUCCUUUCCUUCCCUGGAGAUUCCCUGCUGCACUAUGUUCCUCCUUUAUCCUGACCAUAGUGCAUUUCAGGGCCUGUGUGGUCAUUCUAAGGUCCUAGAGACCAUGGUCGUCACAUCUUUGUCACAGGGAAAAUAUAUUGUUUUUAUAAACUCAGCAAAAAAAGAAAUGUCCCUUUUUUCAGGACCCUGUCUUUCAAAGAUAAUUCGUAAAAAUCCAAAUAACUUCACAGAUCUUCAUUGUAAAGUGUUUAAA
Oncorhynchus mykiss (rainbow trout) is the source of this 3749-nucleotide messenger RNA. Its product is annotated as mitochondrial inner membrane m-AAA protease component AFG3L1. Gene Ontology annotation, molecular function: ATP binding; zinc ion binding; ATP-dependent peptidase activity. The record is from RefSeq and is a predicted model, not a curated record. Gene Ontology annotation, biological process: mitochondrial protein processing. Gene Ontology annotation, cellular component: m-AAA complex; membrane. Lineage: Eukaryota; Metazoa; Chordata; Actinopteri; Salmoniformes; Salmonidae.